Messenger RNA from Ziziphus jujuba (common jujube), 1293 nucleotides. RefSeq names its product transcription factor TCP11. Gene Ontology annotation, cellular component: nucleus. The transcript has a single exon. Gene Ontology annotation, molecular function: DNA-binding transcription factor activity; sequence-specific DNA binding. Lineage: Eukaryota; Viridiplantae; Streptophyta; Magnoliopsida; Rosales; Rhamnaceae. Bases 461 to 1117 code for a protein of 218 amino acids. The record is from RefSeq and is a predicted model, not a curated record.
UAUGGAGAACAGGCAAAGAUUCUUUAUUUUCUGCUUAAUCUGUAUUGAUAAAAAGAGCUUCUCCUUUGCGGAGAAAUUCCUCUGUACACAGCUUCAUGAUUACUCAACACCGCAACUCCAGCAACCUCCGAACAUUAAAGAUCGGAUGUUACAACUGAUACACAUGGCUGUAUGAGAUUGGUGAUAUGUAUCACAGCAUCGGUACACGGUGUGUAGAAGAAAACUUACCAUCCUUCCCCUUUGUGGGGUCUAUAGAAUCUACAAGGCCCACCUAUUUCUCUCUCUCUCUCUCUCUGCUUUUUCUUUCCUUUACCAAAGCCCUAAUAUCUCUCUCUCUCUCUCUCCUCUUCCGCCCAAACCCUAACACUGGUUUUCUUCUCCGAUCACCAACUCUCCUUCUUCCCCCCCUCUCCCUCUCUCUUGAAAACCCUAGCCUUACCCGUCUGCGUCGAUUUUUAGAAUGGCCCUCCACAAGUUCUCGUCUUCAGACCACCAUAACAACCAGUCCCACCACCAAACAGAGCGAACCACCACCGCAGUAAUACCCACCGCCACGACCACUACCACCACCACCACAACAACCACCGCCAUAACCGAGCCCUCUUCCAAGACCCAACUCUCCCUUCCUCGCAAAGCCUCAUCUUCCUCCAGAGACCGUCACACCAAGGUUAACGGCCGAGGCCGCCGGGUCCGCAUGCCAGCCAUGUGCGCCGCCCGUAUAUUCCAGCUGACCCGCGAGUUGGGCCACCGCUCCGACGGAGAGACCAUAGAGUGGCUGCUCCGCCACGCCGAGCCAUCGAUCAUCGCCGCCACCGGUUCCGGCACACUCCCCGCCGCUCCCGUUUCCACCCCCAGCCCAGCCAUGGCGUCGACGUCGGCCUCGGUGACUUGCCGCGUGCAGCCAAUAUCCUCGGUGAGUUCUGGACAGUGUUUGUUCUCGGUGGGUCCUCCGCAGGCCGCGCCGAGUUGUCGUCUGGACUUGUGUCAGCCGGUGGGGUUGGAGUACGCCGCAGCGAGUAAUGGGUACCGGCACAUGCCGUUUACGGCGCUGUUGUUGCAGACGUCGACAAGUGAGGCUGAUGAGAGGCAGCAAGAGGAAGCUCUGAGGGAGCAUUAGAGAAUCACAGCCCAUAUAAAUUAUUAUAAAUGAAAAAUAGAUGCAAGUGAUAAUUAAUGGCUUAAAAAUGUACCUUCUUUGGGGCCUGUUUGAGUUUAGGUGGUAGCAUGAUCAAAGCUUUAUGCUUUUCUGAGUCUUCUUUUUCCUCUUUACUGGUUUUGGCUCUUUUCUAUUCA